Aspergillus niger is the source of this 720-nucleotide messenger RNA. RefSeq lists its product as uncharacterized. NCBI's taxonomy places the organism in Eukaryota, Fungi, Ascomycota, Eurotiomycetes, Eurotiales, Aspergillaceae. Gene Ontology annotation, molecular function: oxidoreductase activity. The transcript has 4 exons. The record is from RefSeq and is a predicted model, not a curated record. The coding region runs from base 1 to 720 and encodes 239 amino acids.
AUGAGCCAGGUUAUACUAGUUACUGGCGCCAGUCGAGGCAUCGGCAAAGGACUUGUGGCACAUUAUCUCGCCCAGCCCAGGACUACAGUCAUCGCAACUGUGCGGGACACCACAUCCCCAAAAGCAAAGGAGCUCACUAUCCUCCAAAAGGGCGAUAAAUCCCACCUAAUUGUUGUAAAGCUCAUAGCCGACGAUCCGGUUAGCGCUACGGCAGCCACAUCCGAAAUUCGGACGCAGAACCUUAAUCACAUUGACAUUGCAAUUGCAAAUGCGGGAAUUUGCGAUCACUGGGGCCCUGUUGUGGAAUCUACAGAGCAGGACGUGCUCUCCAACUUUGAAGUCAAUACCCUGGGGCCUCUCCGGCUUUUCAAGGCUGUAGCUCCUCUGCUGCAGAACGCUAAGACUCCGAAGUUUAUUUAUAUUUCUACUCUUCUGGCUAGCAUUGGUGGGAUUGGCAACAUGUUUACCCUUACCGGGCCAUAUGGAAUGUCGAAGGCGGCUGGAAAUUUUCUGGUCAGAAAGAUCCAUGCUGAAUACGAGCAUUUGACUACCUUGUCUAUAGACCCUGGGCUCGUUCAAACAGACUUGGGUGAUCGUGCGGCGAAGCACUAUGGAAUGGAACAAGCUCCGGUGACGCUUGAGGAGUGCAUUGAGAGAGCGGACCGCUCGUCCACGUCGGGCUCAUUUGUCAAUGCAAAUGGAGAGUUUGUGGCUUGGUAA